AUAGUCGAGAAAAAUCAAUUGUUUUUCGUGUUUGCAUUUUCAUCGGUACUUCUAAAAAAAAAUUAAAAAAUUCAUUUCGUGUAUAAUUUCAGAUAUGUAAUACCCCGAUAUUAUAAUAUUAAUCAAUUAUUUGGCCAAAUUAUCGUUAGAUGCAACGUAUCGUAUAAUAUGCCUACUUCUGACAACUAAACCUGUCAGUAGUCAAAAACGUUAACCUCCUUGACUCUAGUGAACUUUAUCGAAGGAACACUUCGAUAUCUACAAAUUUCAUAAGAAUUAUUGAAAAGGGCAUUUAAAAGCUCAAAAUCUUCAAAUCCAAAACCAUGUCUCUUCCACCACCACUUCGAGUAUCCCCUCUAAUUAGGUUUGCUAGAUGGAGCUUACUUUCUGUUGGCGUAGUUUAUGGUGCUUUCCAUCAUAAUAGGUUAUCCAAAAAAGAAAAUCGUAUAAGAGAAAUCGAAGAACAACACAGAGAAGCUAGGGAAGCCCAAUUGUUAAUGGAAAAGAAAGCUCAAACCGAGAAAGAAAUGAAAGAGUUGGAAUCCUAUAUGUCUCCUAAAGCAGUUGCUUAGAAUACUCUUUCAAAACUAGUAGAAGUCUAAAAUAUGUGUUGUCAUCAAUUUGAUAUAUUAAAUAAAUAGGUUUAACUAUU
Messenger RNA from Harmonia axyridis, 652 nucleotides. It is a transcript of the gene ATPsynE, whose product is annotated as ATP synthase subunit e, mitochondrial. The record is from RefSeq and is a predicted model, not a curated record. Gene Ontology annotation, molecular function: proton transmembrane transporter activity. NCBI's taxonomy places the organism in Eukaryota, Metazoa, Arthropoda, Insecta, Coleoptera, Coccinellidae. Gene Ontology annotation, biological process: proton motive force-driven ATP synthesis. The transcript has 2 exons. Bases 324 to 572 code for a protein of 82 amino acids.